Molecule: messenger RNA, 894 nt
Organism: Lottia gigantea (owl limpet)
Lineage: Eukaryota; Metazoa; Mollusca; Gastropoda; Lottiidae
Exons: 4
Coding region: 16-894 (292 amino acids)
Biological process (GO): regulation of apoptotic process; extrinsic apoptotic signaling pathway via death domain receptors; apoptotic process
Cellular component (GO): nucleolus
Molecular function (GO): protein binding; DNA binding
Source: RefSeq, a predicted model, not a curated record
GGAAGUCAGAAAAAGAUGCACGAAUUUAGUCGUAAAACUAUAGACGAUGUGUUCAGAAUUGUCGGGAAGCAAAUCACAAUCAGGAAUAUGGCUCUUCUCAGCAUGACCUACAAAGGAAGCCUUAGUGAUGAUCUCAUUCCAAAGGUUAAAGACGGACAUACUUUGCUCCUCGCACUUGGAAAAAUGGGUCGCAUCGAUGAAACAAAUUUUCAACAUAUAAUCAGUUUAUUCCGAAUUUUAACCAGGCAUGAUCUAAUUCAUAUGAUGACGAUGCGAGAAAGAAAACCAGUUGUAGAACAAGAUCCAGUUGAAGCUUACUUAGAAGCAGAUUGUAAAAGCACAGGACCUAGUACUAGCAGGCAAGCUGAAGAUUCCUGCAACAACCAAAGUUUAAACCUCAACAAUGGAAGCUCAACACGGAAAAGAAAGUCACAGAUGAAUUCCAAGAAAAAUUUCAAAAAAGUAAAAACUGAAACGUUGCAAGAAGAAAAAAUAGAAGACAAUAUUUUUAAGAAGAGAGAGUCUUGUGAUAUUCGACUACGAGUCAAAGCUGAAUACAGUCAACAUUCGAACGCUUUAGAUGGGAACAUUUUCUCUGAUAAACCUGACCUACUCGAAAGACAAUUUGAAAAAUUUGCUCAAGCCAAUACUAUAUUAAAAUCCAGAGAUCUUGGGUCCAUUGUGUGUGACAUUAAAUUUUGUGAAUUGACUUAUCUUGAUGCGUUUUGGAGAGACUAUAUAAAUGGAUCCUUGUUGGAGGCUUUAAAAGGUGUUUUCAUCACAGAUUCUUUAAAACAAGCGGUUGGCCAUGAAUCAAUUCGAUUACUGGUUAGUGUUGAUGAAGAUGACUAUGAGGCUGGACGGUUGAAGCUAUUGUCCAAUUUAAAAUCAUAG